Molecule: messenger RNA, 3194 nt
Organism: Numida meleagris (helmeted guineafowl)
Lineage: Eukaryota; Metazoa; Chordata; Aves; Galliformes; Numididae
Gene: CCNJL
Product: cyclin J like
Exons: 5
Coding region: 1399-2472 (357 amino acids)
Biological process (GO): mitotic cell cycle phase transition; regulation of cyclin-dependent protein serine/threonine kinase activity
Cellular component (GO): cytoplasm; nucleus; cyclin-dependent protein kinase holoenzyme complex
Molecular function (GO): cyclin-dependent protein serine/threonine kinase regulator activity
Source: RefSeq, a predicted model, not a curated record
ACCUGCAGACAUUAAAAAGGGUUUGGAAUCUGUCAUUUCAAUUAAUCAAGAGGAUAAAGCAUUAACCUUUCAUUCUGAUGAGCUUUUCCACUUUGAAUCAGCUGUAAGAAAAGAAGGUGUUAGAGGCACUGAGGUUUACUAAUAUCAGGCUUUUCCCAAAACUGGCAGUCCAGCAACAAAAGCAUAAUCUGUUCACUUCAAAAGCUAGAUUAUUUUUUUUUAAACCAGUUACAAUAGCAUUACUGGCCUCUAGCUGUAACUUGCUUAUGUUGUAGAUGGCAGCAUGUGCAUGGAGCUGAAAGGAACAGGUGUUCUAGUGAAGUACAUGGUUAUUCAUGACCUUUUCCUUUCUUUCCUUCCUUCCUUCAAGUUGGAAUUUUGAUUUUCACACUUCUCUCUCUGAUCCUACACAGAUCAGUUGCUGAAUUCUGAAUGCUUUGGAUUGUGUAAGAAGGGCUUAAUGAAACGUUUGAUAAAAUACCACAGUGAAACACAGGAAGUGAUACAUUUUUCAAGCACAAUAGCAGUCUGAUUUUCCCUUAAGUUUCAAAUAUUUCCAGCUGUUGUAAGGACACUAAGGGGCAGAAUGUACUUAAGAUAAAAGAAGAUUUUAAGUACAGUUGAAAUACUGUCCUGGUCUGACACACAUUUCUUUUUUUUUUUUUUUUUUUUUUGUAUGGCAUCUUGGUAGUACGACUGAAGUUUAAGUGUCUACAUAUCACAGAUCACAGUGAAUCCUUGACUGAUGUUAAUCCUUGUAACUUCUAACAGGUAUAAUGGCUGGUCUGUGUUACAAGACAGCAUGGCUUGUGCUUGCACAGACAAGAUGAGUUUGGCUGUUCUGGAGACAUUUACCAUGCAUUUUUGCUGUGAAAGGAAACGCAUCCUGCUGGCCACACUUGAACUGCACUGCAGUGUCACUAAUCUUUGCCUUUCUCUGAGCCUGCAUGGCUGCAGGGAGGCAGGGGAUGCUGCAUGGUUUGCCUAUGGGAGAACAGAGCCAGGCUGAAGUACUUAGAUGUGAACUGAAUCUGCUUUUCUACCACAUCUUUAUAAUGAUAAUGGAUGAUCUCUGAGUUUCAGAACCUGAGGAAUAUUUGUCACAGAAAUUCAUUUUCCUUUGUCAAGAAGCCUGUGAGUUGAUGAAUUUCACUUUUGUUCUGAGAACUGAUCGUUAUUAGUAGGAGUUAUUACUGCAGUGUCACAUCACUUGCUAACUUCUAACUUUUCUACUGUUUGUCAGUUCAUUACUGGCUUUAAAUCCGGGGAAGAGGAGUUGUGCUGAAAAGAAAUGGGAUGCAGCUUCUUGCUGCAUUGAACACCCAAGCACUCUGAUGUAGUGCUCUGACCACAGAACUUAACCUGCCUCUGUAUAAGGCCCAUUCACCACAGAUUGGGAUGCGCCGUUACUUCAUUGAUCUCUUGACCGUCCUCAGCAACCGUUGCAAUCUCUGCCCUACAGCCCGGCAUCUCGCUAUCUACUUACUGGACCUCUUCAUGGACCGCUAUGAUAUCACUGUCAAGCAACUGUACAUCACUUCGUUUGCCUGUCUUCUCCUAGCAAGUAAAUUUGAAGAGAAGGAAGAUAAAGUUCCAAAGUUGGAGCACUUAAAUAACCUGGUGUACAUGUGCAAUGUGAAUGUGGUAUUGAGCAAGAAAGAUUUGCUUAGAAUGGAAAUGCUGCUUCUGGAAAACUUCAACUGGAACCUGUGUAUACCAACAGCAGCACACUACAUUGACUACUACCUCUAUGCAUCUAUUGGUGAGAAUGACCUUCACAACGGCUGGCCGAUCACCUCACUAACCAAAGUCAAAGCAUUUAUGGAGAAAUACGCAUAUUAUUUCCUUGAUUUCUCAGUGCAAGAUCACAGUUUCCUUCAUUUUCGUCCAUCUCUGAUUGCUGCAGCUUCUGUGUGUGCCUCACGUAUCUGUAUGCAGAUUUCUCCUGCCUGGACAUCACAGCUUGAAUUGCUAACAUGUUACUCCUGGGAGCACCUUGCCCAAUGCAUUGAAAUGAUGCUCAUAUAUUAUGAGAAUGACAUCAAAGAGGCCAGUAACAUAAAAAAGGAAGUAACAAUCCAACAUCAGCAACAGGAAGUAAUGGAAAACCUGAGACACGAAGCCACUACUCAAGUUCUAUUUCAGCAAUCUAGUUAUCACCCUUUAGCCCAGCAUUCAGCUAGUCUUUCCCAGUUCCAGUCAUCAGUGCAGGAUUUGUGCUCUGCUUAUCGUGACUCCUUACAGGCACACAGGCCCAGCACUCUGCUUGCUGGGAGUGCUGACAGCUCACUGCACUCCUACGCUGCUCUUCAGGCCAGCCUGCAGCCAUCUGCCCAGGCUCUGCACGUCCAAAUGCCUAUUGCUGUGCAGGUGGCCUUAGGAACAGAGCCCAGCCGCUGCAUUUCCAUGGCUUAUGGUAGUAGUUACUUCAGCGGUUGCCAUUCAUAUCCAGCUGGGUGUUUUGAUGGAUAAAUAUCAGUGUGAGAAAAAGGUGACGUGAGUGAAAACUGAAGAAAAGACCCUGUGAGUGAUACAAAAUGUGUAUCUGAAUGAGAACCACGAAGGAACAGAAUCCUUACGACUUACUCAUCGCUAGGACACUGAUCUGGAUCCACUGAUUGCUGGAAGCUGCGUGCCUUUGCCAAGGGCUGUACCUUUCUCUCUUAAUAAGAGAAAUAGAAAUGCAGUAACAUACCUCAUGUAAUGUGACUUUGAAAGGCUCGUACAUAGCAACCCUGCAGAGAUUACUACCUUCUAGUCCUCAGUGACUCACCAAUCUGAGCUGGCUGAAAGCUUGUGUUAAAGAGUUAUUUCACGCUGGAGUGUUCCUUGAAUUUCUGGUUAAGUAGCAAUGUUCUUAGAGGAUGCCAUUGAAAACAGUGCUCUAUCUCUCCCAGGGAUGUGUCUUUAGAACAGUGGCAGCUUAUACUACUGGAAACUUCUAAAAAAAAGUAUCCUGAAAUGGCAUUACCUUAAAUGUGAAUGCUCUUUGUUUCUGCAGAAAUUGACACAUACAACACUUUUCCUUUUCUUUGACCUGGAGUGAUAAUUCAGGAGUAAGACUGCAUAAUAAAAGGAACAGAGGCUGGAAGACUAUCAAAUAAUCUUUGACUUAAAAUUAUCUUGGAAACCAGAUGUGAUGCUACUGAACAGAACACCGCUCUGCCUUUGCUUAUUUGAAAAAAAAAAAAAAA